ACCUAGUCAGUACCUCUUUUGUUUUGAUGAUUCUAGUGAUUUUAUUCUCUACUCAGAUUAAGGAAUCUGAACUUAUUUGAUGGAUAAUGCAGUGGUUACAUGGCUUCUGAAUACGCAAUGGAAGGGCAAUUUUCGGAAAAAUCAGAUGUGUUUAGCUUCGGCAUAUUAUUACUGGAGAUCAUAAGUGGAAGACGGAACACUAGUUUUUAUGAGGACGAUCAAUUCUCGAGCCUUCUAGGACUGGCAUGGAAGUUAUGGAAUGAAGACAAUGUUCUAGCCCUAGUGGACCCAAACAUACCUGUUAGAUGCUUCGAGUUUGAGCUUUUAAGGUGCAUAAAUGUGGGGCUUCUUUGUACGCAAGAAAGGGCAAAAGAUAGGCCUCCCACACCAACUGUCAUUUCAAUGAUUAACUGUGAAAUUGUGGAUCUUCCUCGUCCUAAGCCACCGGCAUUCACCGCAAGGCGAUUAACCCAAGAAAUAGAUCCCUCUGGCCAAAGCCAAAAGACAUGUUCUGCCAAUGAUGUUACUCUUACUGUUCUUCAAGGCAGAUGACAUGAUCUG
Messenger RNA from Syzygium oleosum, 561 nucleotides. RefSeq names its product G-type lectin S-receptor-like serine/threonine-protein kinase SD1-13. Lineage: Eukaryota; Viridiplantae; Streptophyta; Magnoliopsida; Myrtales; Myrtaceae. Bases 100 to 552 code for a protein of 150 amino acids. Gene Ontology annotation, biological process: protein phosphorylation. The transcript is spliced from 2 exons. The record is from RefSeq and is a predicted model, not a curated record. Gene Ontology annotation, molecular function: protein serine/threonine kinase activity.